Aspergillus mulundensis is the source of this 1293-nucleotide messenger RNA. RefSeq lists its product as uncharacterized. Gene Ontology annotation, molecular function: DNA-binding transcription activator activity, RNA polymerase II-specific; zinc ion binding. Bases 1 to 1293 code for a protein of 430 amino acids. The record is from RefSeq and is a predicted model, not a curated record. NCBI's taxonomy places the organism in Eukaryota, Fungi, Ascomycota, Eurotiomycetes, Eurotiales, Aspergillaceae. The transcript is spliced from 4 exons. Gene Ontology annotation, biological process: regulation of transcription by RNA polymerase II.
AUGCUGCGCUUUGGUUUGUGGGGAUACGACGAAUACGACAUUUACAGCCCUACCACAUCUCGUGGAAAGCUUGAUUGCCAGCUUGCAGCGCCAAUAACCUAUGCUUCCAGUGGCUAUAUUUGCACCUACAAUUCCUCUGGCAAUCCUGGCUCGUGCGAUGAAGAGCUCCCACGAUGUAGCCUAUGCAAGAAGCGAGGCCUAGACUGCGACUACCCGCCACCCGCAGCCGCAGAGGCAGAUGGCCAGCUCCCUCUCACACCACAGGGCUCCAGCGCCGACACGCCAACAAGUUCCGACGGCUGGUCGGGCCAAACGCGCAUGCUAGAGAUGAAGCUCUUCCACCACUACACGGUCGAAGCGUCCUUCACGCUCCGGCAAGACGUCCUAGAAGCCGGCCACUUCCAAAUCCCAAUCCCGCGCCUCGCGACAUCGAACCCAUUUCUUCUCGACAUCCUGCUCGCAUUUGCGGCCCUGCAUAUCGCGUUCCUCGAGCAGGGCGAUAGCAAGUGGCUGGAGAUUGCGCUGAAGUAUCAGAACCGGGCGACGUCGGCUUUUAGUCGCGUGCUGGCUGAUCUUGCGCCGGAGACUAUAGGGCCGGCGUUCAUCUGCUCGAUUUUCAUCAUGCUCUGUUCUUUUGCGUACCCGUGCGUGUCGCAGGAUCGAGACACGUUUGAUCCGCUGUCGCAGGUGCUCGAAAUUAAUCGGCUCCUUACGGGGUGCGCGUUUCUGUUCGAGAAGUUGGAUAGUGUCGAGCAGCCGGAGGAGAUGAAGGCGUGGUUUAUCUAUAAGCGACGAGAGGUGUUUUUGAAGAGUGGGCAUAUAGAGGACGCACAAGAAGACCCAAUCCUAGAGCAGUUACAACGGGACCUACUGAAAUCACUAGACAACCUCCGCAGCACCAUAGACUCAACAGAAAGCCCCCACCAGGCAAUGUACCAAAGCACCUGGGACACGCUGCAAGAAGCAAUCAAGGAGUGGCCGAGGGGGAAGAAUCAAGGCGGAAUCCUCGCGUUCCCGAUUCACAUCAGCCAGGAAUUCAUGACACAGUUACAAGAGGGCGACUGGACGGCGCGGAUUAUAUUCUUGCACUAUGGCGUUGGGAUGCAUCUGCUCUCUAACAAAUGGUAUGUUGGAGUUUGGGGCCGUCGCCUGGUUGCGACGGUGCUCGGGCCGCAGGAGGAGAUUCCCACGGAAUGGACGGAGACAGUUCUGUGGGCGAGAAAGAUGGUCUCAUAUACAGUACCGUAUGAUGGGGAGCGACAGAAGGAGAAGAGUGAGAUGGGGUUGAGGUAG